AUGCAGCAUCAGGACAGAUAUAUUAAACUCAACUUCCUGGGGGCUUGCAUGGCUCUCGACGGACGGAGGGAAGCGGGGAACAGGCAUUGGCUGACCUGUGCCGUGGUCCCGGAGGAUUCCUCCUCGAAAUGCUUGGAUAUGUGUUGUGUGGGCGGGAGCUACGAUCGAACCACAGGCAAAGAGGAAACCGGACUGAUGAGUCUCGUUUUCGAGCGUUUUUACGCACCAUUUCUGACCCACAAAUACACGAAGGCAUACUGCGUGUGGGUCAUCUACGCGGUUUACCUUGCAGUUAGCAUCUACGGCUGUACCACCCUAAAGGAAGGACUGGAUCUACGUAACCUAGCUCUGGAUGAGUCCUACAUGCGUCAUUACUACGACGACCAGGGUGAGUAUUUCUCAGAGGACAACUACAACGUGAUGGUGGCAUGCGUUUCUAAUUUUGAAAGCCUGGACUACGUGAACAACACCUUCGGUUGGUUCGGGUCCUUUGUGCGCUACGCAAAUGCGAACAACCUUAGCGACGGAUCUCAAGACCUCCAAUUCAGUUCGGACUUCAACCGGUCUGCCAACGACAAGGUUGAGGCCUCUCGUUUUUUCCUUCAGCUGCGCAACGAGGCGUCGGCUAAAGACCUGGUGACUGGACUCAGGCGGGUAGCAGACGAGUGUCCAGUUCACCUACUGGUGUAUCAUCCUGCUUUUGUGUACUUCGACCAAUACACGGUUAUUUUACCGAGUACUAUACAAAGCAUCCUGGUGGCGGGGGGUGUGGUUCUACUCGUGUCGUUUCUCUUGAUUCCCAGCCCGCGUUCUUGCGUAUGUGUGGCGUUGGCCGUCUGCUCAGUCAUGUCCCUGUGGAGUGUCAACCUGGACUCCGUUUCCAUGAUCAACCUGCUCAUGUGCAUCGGGUUCUCCGUGGAUUUCUCCGCACAUAUUUCCCACGCGUUCAUCGCCAUCCCCGAGACGGACGCCGAUGGGAAAGCCACGGAUGCCUUGGCCCGUUUAGGUUGGCCAAUCGUGCAAGGAGCUCUGUCGACUAUUUUGGGAGUGGUGGCCCUGUCUUUAUCCCGUAGCUAUCUGUUUAGAACGUUUUUCAAGAUAGUCUUUCCAGUCAUUACAUUCGGGCUACUUCAUAGUUUGGUGUUGAUUCCGUUCUUUUUGACCGUAUUCAAAUAUCGUAUAACAAAAUAGAAAAGUCAAUGACGUCUUUAUUCAUCCUUUAUUAGAUGAGUACCAUUUUCUCCUUUUAUAAUAAGGUUUAAGAUGUCUAUCAGAAUUAUUUUUCCA
Nerophis lumbriciformis (worm pipefish) is the source of this 1287-nucleotide messenger RNA. Its product is annotated as patched domain-containing protein 3-like. Gene Ontology annotation, cellular component: membrane. The record is from RefSeq and is a predicted model, not a curated record. Lineage: Eukaryota; Metazoa; Chordata; Actinopteri; Syngnathiformes; Syngnathidae.